Messenger RNA from Saprolegnia parasitica CBS 223.65, 1779 nucleotides. RefSeq lists its product as hypothetical. NCBI's taxonomy places the organism in Eukaryota, Oomycota, Saprolegniomycetes, Saprolegniales, Saprolegniaceae. The record is from RefSeq and is a predicted model, not a curated record. Bases 1 to 1779 code for a protein of 592 amino acids. The transcript has 2 exons.
AUGGACUCGCAGCUCGUGACGAGCAUGAGCGAGGUCGACGACUUCCGCGUCGAGAAGCAGGCCCCGCGCCGCUGGCACCGCAAGCGCAUGCUUGGCCUGCUCGGCGCGCUCGUCCUUGUCGGUGCUGUGAUUGGCAUCGUCGCCGCGUCGACGUCGUCAUCGAGUGACGCGAAGACAGUCAGCACAAGCGCGACGAACCUCGGCAUGGCCAUUUGCUACGACACGUACCAGCCCGACAAGAUCGAUGCGCACUUCACGACGAUCGCGACGCGCUUCUCGGCCAUCCGGUCGUUCCAGACGUGGCUGCCCAACAACGACAACGUCAUUGACGCCGCCGCCCGCCACAAACUCUUUGUCUACCCAGGCAUCUGGCUGCGCGGCGCCGACUACGCGCGCGACGUCCAAGCCGCGAUCGACGGUGCGCGGCGACACCCGGGCACGGUCAAGGCCGUCCUUGUCGGCAACGAAGACCUCUCGAACGGCUGGAGCGUCAGCGACCUCAUUAGCAAGAUCAAGGACGUCCGCGCCAAGUUCAGCGCCGCGGGCCUGAGUCACAUUGCGAUCGGGACGGUGCAGAUUGACGGCGCGCUCCUCUCGCACCCCGAAGUCGCCGACGUGUGCGACGUCGUCGGUGUCAACAUGUACGCGUUCUUCUCGGGCGCGUCGUACUCGUACACAGACCCGAUGCGGGACACGGACGUGCGCUGGAAGGCGAUUUACGCCAAGUUUGGCAGCAAGGCCGUCAUCACCGAGACGGGCUGGCCCUUUGCGGGCGGCAACUAUGGCCAGCACGUCGCGUCGCACGAGAUGGCUGUCUACUACUUUAACGCGUUCCGGGACUGGGCGAGCAAAGGCGCGAACGGCGGGUCGCUGCCGGCGUACUUUAUGUUCCACAACAACCCGGCCAAGGGCGGGUACGAAGCCAACUUUGGCCUCGCAGACGAGAGCGGCAAGUGGAAGUUCGACUUUGCACCCGUGCGGCCCAUCAUCCCGAGCCCCAACCAACCGGUGGUCGUGCCGACGUCGCAGUACGAGCUGCCGUUCCUACUGCAGACGUCGAAUGGCAAGGUCCUUUUCGAGAUGAACAAGAACAUCUUCGCCUACGACGAGGCGACGUGCGCGAACGAGCGUUGGACGUACGACCUUGGCACGAACCAGAUCUUCUCGACGUCCAGCGGCCAGUGUCUCGAUGCGUACUUUGCCAACGCCAAGUUUAACCUCCACGUCUGGCCCUGCGACGCGUCGAAUGGCAACCAAAAGUGGACCAUCGAUAUCAAAUCGAACCGCGUCGUGCACCUCACGCACAAGAAUCUGUGUCUCGACGCUGACCCGACCAAGGCCGACGCGUCCGUGCAGGUGUGGGCCUGCACGGGUGGCAGCAACCAGCAGAUCCGUCUCAACCCCGACUUGCCGCACCUCGGUGUCGCGUCGCGCGAGACCAACAACGUGCUCGUGAGCGAGAACGACAAGGGCGACGCCAGCGCCGCGUGGACGUUUCUGCAGAGCAAGAACAUGCUGCUGCACGAGGCGAGCGGCAAGUGCCUCGACGGCUACGAGUUCAAGAACGGCGGCGCCGUGCAUCUCUGGCGCUGCGACGAGACCAACGCCAACCAAAAGUGGAUUUACGACAAGGCGUCGCGCCAGCUCACGCACGGUGCGCACCGCGAGUUUUGCCUCGACAUUGGCUCGGUCAGCGUCGGUGCUUCGCCAACGCUCUACACGUGCCAUGGCGAGAACGACCCGCACUUCUCGUACCAGCAGUUUACGUUCGUCAUGUAG